CCACACGUAUCAGAUUCGCCACAUCUCUUGUCCUUUACCUUUCUCUCUCCUUCCAUGAACUCAUUAUCAGCGAUUUCUAGGGUAUUCUCUCUGUCUCCCCUAAAUUGAAGAAAGGUUUUGGCGCCAAUUCAAUCCUGAAAUUGGUGUCAAUUGCGCUAAUUAAAAACUUAAAUUAACGUCAAUUGAUAAAGAAGGUCGUUGUGAAUUGGGCUUAAUCGCCCUUAGAGUGUGCAAAUCGAUGAUCGUCAUUGUUCCAUGGACCAAUCUUCACUGCACUCCACUUCCGCUGUUGAAGAAGAUGAUGAGUGGGACACUGAUGGAUUUGUAAUUCCAAGCUUGGGAAUAGAGAACCCUGACCAAAUUGACUCCGAGCCUCCUACUGUAGAGGUCACCAAGUCUCCUCCCUUGAAGGAUAAGCUAGAAAAAAUUUACUUGGGACCCCACGGAGCUCCACCUCAACAGAAGCAACAAGAACCAAACUUGACAAACCGUAAGCAGCGUUUCAAACAGAAGCUCAAGGAAGCAGACAAGAGGAUUGGCAGCACAGGGCGAGAGAACAGACUCGAGAGUUUAAGAGAGCUUGUUGGUGGGAGUGGCAAGUCGAGUGGAAAGAUGGCCAAGGGUUCGUCCAAGGAUUGGCUUGACCCACACUGUGAUGAGUCUCUGUUUGAUGGACGAAGUGAUUAAUUUUAUUGACGCUCUUGGCGAAUUACAAAACAAAAAUUAAGGAAUAAGGGCUUGUAAAUCCUUGAUGAAGUUGUCAAUGUAGUCGGUGAUAAAGCCUGGGCUAAUCAACAUACUUCUGCAUUUAGCAUGAUUCUUCCUCACUACAUGACUUACAUCACUAUCUUGAUCCAUCACUCUGUUGAUGGCUUCACAUAGACCUUGCUUUGACACCCACCCGUUCUGUUGUCGCUCCACCUUCACACCCACCUUGAGCUCAUCUGCCAUCAAGUUGGCGUUCAGAGUUUGGUCUGGCAGCUGUGGGAGUAAUACCAGCUGACUUUCACUACUUAACCCCUCCCACAUGGACGAAGACCCACAAUGGGUCACAAAGCACCCUAACGAUGGGUGCGCCAGUAUUUGCUGCUGCUGCACCCACCCACCGUGAACCACCCCUCUCCCGCUAACCCGAUCAUUAUACCCUUCUGGAAGCAGCUCCUCCAAGGUGGCACAACCCACAGGAGGCUUUACAGCCAUCAAGAAGGGAUGUCCUGUCAUUUCCAGGCCAAUAGCCAGCUCCUGCAGUUGGGGUGCGUCUAAGACAUGCUGACUACCAAGGCAGACAAAGAUCACUGACCCGGGGUCGUACCUGGCUAGCCACUCAGCCCAGUGAGUCUCCAACGGGGGGGAGAGUUGAAGAUCAGGCAAGGCGUGGCCAGUGACAAGGACAGGCUUGUUAAAUGUAGCAGCAACACGGUCACAAUAUACCCCUUCAAUCUCCCUGAAGGUGCGGAUGGCUAUUGCAUCCGCAGAUGAGAGGGAGAUGACAGACCGUUCAAGUAAGGUAAUCCCUUCCCCAAAAUAGGGUGAUGAGUCCUUGAGACACCACCCAGGGACAUUAUUGACUGGCCUUUCAGGUUCAGCUGCUUUUGGAAGGAGGCUAGGCCUGACAAAGGACAGAGAAAUAGCACAUACAAUGUUGUAUGACACUGACUUGAUCCCGAGCUUGCUAGCAAUAUCGGGUAUCCAAUGGGCCAUGUCGUAGAGGACAAAGUCGGGCUUGUGGGUUGAUAGGAUAGACUCCACGUCAGGCCUAGUGCGGUCCAUGGAAAUGGACAGAUCGCCAUGUUGGUCGAGGGAGAUAUCCGCAGUUGUCUGAGUGGCAGGAGGGAGAGUUUCGAGGUGUGGGACAGUGAUUGAAUGGAAAUUAAUGAGAGAAGGGUGAAGGUUUAGUGGGUCCAACUGAAGCUUAGCUUUGUCAGGAAGCAAGAAGGUGAUUUUGUGGCCUUUCUCAGCAAGUUUAUUGGAAAGGUGUAGGUAAGGGAUAAAAUGUCCAAAGGCAAACCAUGGGAACAUCACUAUCCGCAGCUCUUUCUCUCUACCCAUGUUUUUUUUUUCUUAAUUAAUUUGUAAUUAUUAUGAGUGUUGAUUUUAAGGAGCUAGUUCUUCAAAAUACAUGGAGCUCGUGAGCCUCGUGUUACACUUAAUGGUACCACAUGGCCACAUAUGGGUGUCAUGACUUUGACUCAUUA
Spinacia oleracea (spinach) is the source of this 2195-nucleotide messenger RNA. RefSeq lists its product as uncharacterized. The transcript has 4 exons. The coding region runs from base 256 to 687 and encodes 143 amino acids. NCBI's taxonomy places the organism in Eukaryota, Viridiplantae, Streptophyta, Magnoliopsida, Caryophyllales, Amaranthaceae. The record is from RefSeq and is a predicted model, not a curated record.